Messenger RNA from Talpa occidentalis (Iberian mole), 1476 nucleotides. Its product is annotated as piercer of microtubule wall 2 protein. Gene Ontology annotation, biological process: axoneme assembly. The transcript has 2 exons. Gene Ontology annotation, cellular component: axonemal microtubule. Lineage: Eukaryota; Metazoa; Chordata; Mammalia; Eulipotyphla; Talpidae. Bases 314 to 679 code for a protein of 121 amino acids. The record is from RefSeq and is a predicted model, not a curated record.
UGGAGCGGCGCCGCGGCCGGUUGCCAUGGACACGGGCAGCUACAACUCCGUGAAUGGCUUCGCGGUUUCACCCCGUGAAAUUUCAACCCGAGGACUGCUCCCUGGAUUAGGUGGAUUCGUGUAUACACAUUGAUUCAGCCGACGGUUCACCUUCGCUUUGCUGCUUUGACUGGCUGUGGUGGGAAAAAAAAAAAAAAAGAAAAGAAAGAAAGAAAAAGGGGACGCCUCCCUGGGAGCUCGCCAGCCUUAAUUGCCAUUCGCUGCAAGAAAAAGACUACGUUUACCGAAAAAAUAAACAAGGAAGAGAUCAAGAAUGACCGACUGUGACUGGGACAAGAAAAAUACUUCAGCUUCAAACUCAGACACAGAGAUGAAAUCUGAGCAAACGCCUCCUUGUGUAAACCCUGGCAAUCCUGUGUUUUCAUGUAUGUUGGACCCAAAGACACUCAGUACGGCUACCUCACUAUCCAAACCAAAGAUGAUUAUGUAUAAAACCAAUUCAAGUAAUUAUGGUGAAUUUUUACCUAUGCCACAGUUCUUUCCCUGCAAUUAUACUCCAAAGGAACAAAUAUUUUCAAGCCAUAUCAGAGCCACUGGAUUAUAUCAAAAUAACACUCUAAAUACUGCACCUGACAGAAGCAGAACCCUUGAUUUUCCCAAUUUCCAGCACACUCUAUGAAAAUAUCUCCCUUUGUACAUUUAAGAGAAAAUAUAGCCAUGAAAAUGAGCUUUAAAUAUCUAAGGCUAUAGUACCUAAUUUGGAAAAUAAAAGGAUUUGAUUUAAUUUAAGAAAAAAAACACCUUUAAGAAAUAAAGUAUUUCAACUGACAAUUGAAUGACUUCUUAAAUUAAAAUGUGUUCAAAAUAGCAGAAUAAAAGGUUUCUUUAGCACAUCUUAGCUUUAUUUAGUACAUGUACUCCAAAACAUUCAAAAUGCCUUCAUGAACUAAGUGGCUACCUCGUAUAUUUAUCAAGACAAAGGAACAUAGGUGCUGAAUUAAACGGAAAUUCUGACCAGUAAUUUCCCACUUCUCAUUUAUUUUACCUAAUGUCUUAGAACUUGGGGGAAUGUUAGGAACAAGUUCUCUUUUCCACUGCUAGUCUGGUGUAGGAGAGAAAUUAUGAUUGAUUCAUUCAUUAGCAAAUAUUUGUUUAACACCUGCUUAUAGCAGGCACUAUACCAUACAAAUGAAACACGGAAAUAAAAGACAGUGUCUUUCAUUGUUUCAAUGAAUAACAUUUGGGGACAAAUAUUUGGAGACUAAGCAACAUGCUAUUAAACAACUAUUGGAUCAAUAGGAAAUUAAAGGAGACACUUCUAAAAACCUGGUGACAAAAGAAAACAAAGAAGUUACCAGAACCGGCAGGAUGCAACAAAUGUAGUACUAAAAUAGAAGUUUAUGGAAGGGAAGAAAUAUAAAAGUUAGAGCAGAAAUAAACAAAAUAGUGACUUUUAAAAGCAAUACAAAAGAUCAA